GUCAAGAUCACAAAGCAUGACUACUCUCCCUCUCACACACCGAGUAAACCUAAAAAUCCAUGCUCUGUUUUAAACCCAAGGCCAAGGCGCCUCAAAUGGGUGCCAGCUUCCAUGAGCUGUAAUGGCAGCACGAGCGCCGUCGGAUGGCGGGGAUCGGACGGCGGGGGAGGCGGUGACGCGGUGAACCAAGAUUACAGCAAUGGAGAUAUGAAGUACAGCGCGACAUUACCGAGUUCAAUCCCAUCUCCGUCUCGGUUCGGAGGUCAUCGUCUGUUUCUGCCCUUCGCCGCUCUUUCUGGGUUUUUGAAGUUUGUGUUUGUAACCUGAAACCCAAAUGGCAUCGCAGGACAGGGGGCGAGCACUUCCAAAAUUUGGGGAAUGGGAUGUGAAUGACCCAGCAUCAGCAGAAGGAUUCACUGUCAUAUUUAACAAGGCAAGGGAUGAGAAGAAGAGCAGCACCGAUUCUUCUGCUUCGCAGCUCAGAUAUGACAACAAUUACAGUAAUCAAGAUGAGAAAUACAAGUACCCUUCUAAGAGGAGAUGGUUUUGCUGUGCUUAGAUUGCAUUAGCCGUGGAGGCCAACCCUGAGAUUGUGAGAACUACCACAGGCUGAAGCGAAUUGGUGCAGUGUUUGAUAAUUUUCCUCUCCUGAGAAUUCUGUGUUAGUGUGUUCCGCUGCAGGUUAAUGGGUGGAAACUCUCUUCGCUGGCUGCUACUCAAUUUUUACUUCAUUUAUUUUUCUUUCUUUUCAGUUUUCUCCCAAAUUCCUUUCAUCACUUUCCCUUUUUGUUUGCUGGGUAAGCACUAGUUUCUUGUUUCAUCACAUCAUCUUUUUACUGAGAUUUUCAGUAUGUAGUAAUUUAUGUUUUUUUUUUUUUUUUUUAAUUUCUUUUUUGGGAUUUGCAAUAUGUAAUCAGUGGGUAGAAUCAAUUGAUUAAGAAAUGAAAUUCUUCCCCAUUUUGUAUUCA
Malania oleifera is the source of this 968-nucleotide messenger RNA. Its product is annotated as protein NOI4-like. The transcript is spliced from 4 exons. Bases 335 to 559 code for a protein of 74 amino acids. NCBI's taxonomy places the organism in Eukaryota, Viridiplantae, Streptophyta, Magnoliopsida, Santalales, Ximeniaceae. The record is from RefSeq and is a predicted model, not a curated record.